CUCUGCUCUCUUUUCUCUAUUCAGUCUCUCAACUCUCACUCUCGGGUUGCGUGGUUGUGUUCAUCUUGGCCCUAGGCCUAAUCUACCUCCUGGACAUUGCCUGCCGCCUUGGCCCUACCUUGUAGGCUAGUGAUCUAGAUCUAGGAGUUCUAGGAGUGACGAAAUCCUCAGUAUCCUGUUACAGUACCUGUUUUGUGCUGUGCCGUGUACUGUCGUGUGUUGUCUGUGAAGACUGAAUUUAUUCCUUUACAAGUAUGGCUGAAGAAGUCUCGCAACAGAAUGGCUGCCUGGAAAAUCCAUUGUAUGACCCUGAAAUACUGUACAGACUGGACCCUAGCAAGUUCAAAGGUGAAUACUCCGAGGGUUUGUCACCUUUGAAGCCUGGAGGGACUCUACGUACACGACCUCUCUGUUUAGACGAUUACGAGAAAGGGUACAUGGAAUUACUGAGUCAACUAACAGCGGUGGGUGAGGUGUCAAAAGAGCGAUUUACUGAGAGAUUCAACAAAAUGAAAGCUUGUGUGGAUACGUACUUUAUAACUGUCAUAGAAGAUGUGAAGCUUGGGAUUAUUGUUGGCACGGUCACACUGGUGGUGGAGCAGAAGUUUAUACACGGGGCUACCGCUAGAGCGCGUUUAGAAGAUCUGGUUAUCAAUGACGCUUACAGAGGAAGGCAGCUGGGAAAAAUGUUGUUGGAUAUAAUUGUGGUGAUGAGCGAGGUGUUCCACUGCUACAAGGGUUCCCUGGAGUGCAAAGACCAUCUGGUCAAACUGUACUCUCAGUACGGAUUUGAAAAAACUCCAGGUCAAAACUACAUGCAACAAAAAUAUUUUGACUAGUCGCAAAUGGAAAUAUCAGAACAGCUGUGAACAUUGUUGAAGUUGAGCUUUAUUCCAUAUAUAGCUGUGUGUGCUUGUUUGUGUUUGUCUUGUCUGAUGAGGGUCAUAGUGGUACUGGUAUGAUACCAAUUGACACUGAUUCAGACUCUUUUUUUUCUUCUUCUUUAAUCCAUUGUUUGUGUUCGUCUUGUCUGAUGAGGGUCAUAGUGGUACUGUUAUGAUACCCAUUUACAUUGAUUCAGACUUUUUUUUCUUUUCUUUUUCUUUUCUUUCUUUAAUUUUAAUCCGUUGUUUUGUCUUCCACUAAAAAGAUGCAAAGUUGUUGAGCUCAAUCACAGGUUUCUACCAACAGUUGUUCCUUCUUCGUUAACAUUCUUUUGUUUUACUUGUAUGACCUUUGCCUUAUUAAGAGCUUUCUGAUGAUCUUUAAGCUCAGUCUUAGGUAAGUAGAUCUGGAUGAGCAAGAACAUUGUUUCGUUUUUUACUUAUGAGGAAAAAUCUCAUCUUUAGACUUUCAGCUUGUGUGUCGUUUCAUCUCUGUAAUCUGCCAAAAAGAUUGAUUUGUUAGCUACUCUGCUGCCAAAAAGAUUGAUUUGACAACUUUUGCCUAUAAAGUUCUCUUUCCUAUGUCGCCGCAGGAAUAAGAUUAAGACUUGCAGCUGCCUGCCAAUUUGUUCAACCGAUUGUGGGGUUUUUUUUUCCAGCUCACUGGGACUUUUCAGAAACUGUCUUUUCAUUCAACAUAUGCUGCUAAAGAGGGUCUUGUGCAUUGUUUUAUAGCCAUUGUGGUUGUUCAUGCAGCUUCCCUCACUUAUCCGAUGGGUUUUGAAAGAUCUGUUGUCAAGUUUAUGUCGACCCGUUUUUGUCAUGACACUGGUAACUGGUUUGUCAGUGAGUUGUUUUAAUUUUGUUGCAUUAAGCUAAGCUUCUUUUAGACACACAAUUAAGUGUGUAAUAUUAUUGCAGUGGUUGUGGCAAUUCCAAAUUUUUAUUGGGUUUUUUUUUUAUAUUUUUUUUCAUAUAUGCCUCGUUAUCUUGUGAUCUGAGGAUAUCAUGGGUUUCUGUUUGCCUGAAAAUGUUCUCUUGUCACCAUUUGUAGGCUUGCUUUGCAGGGAUGUUGGUUGGAUGUAUAUCAGCUAUAAAUGCUUUGAUUUGAAGGGUUUAUUUUGUGUUCAAAGACUGCGACUUGCCCAGUGACUGUGUGAUGUUGAUUUACGUGUUCUGUCAAAAAUGUGAUGUUGAUUUACGUGUUCUGUCAAUGAUGUCAUGUUGAUUUACGUGUUCUGUCAAUGAUGUGAUGUUGACUUACGUGUUCUGUCAAUGAUGUCAUGUUGAUUUACGUGUUCUGUCAAUGAUGUGAUGUUGACUUACGUGUUCUGUCAAUGAUGUCAAAUGAAAUGGCGAAAGGAGGGGUCUUUCCAGAGAGGUUCCGACUCGUAUAAGAUCCCCCAGUACAUGUUGGGCACACCUGUGCCAUUAGCUCAAAGAUUAUACAGGUAUUAUGAUGAACUAUGGUGUGGGUGAUCCUGAUUUCAAUCUCCAACAGGCAUUCUUUCUUAAAUUUGGGAUGUGUGGAGAGCUUUCAGGAUUCUCCACCUUGGUUCAGUCGUGUCGGAGAUGAAGCUUUUUUGAUUGAGAGGUCCUGCCUCUUGGUUAAUCUAACAGAGUUUAAAAGUAAUGUUAAAUUGUUCCUGUACUAUUCCUUAUGGCUGUGUUACUCUUUUGUCAUUUUUAAGGUUUCUGGGUUUUAAAAAAAAUUAUGACUCGAAUAGGAAGGUGCUGACUUAAAUUAUUGCUUUUGUAGGUAAAGAGAUGGUAACAUAUUUUUUUUUUUCAAAACUGUUUGAAGAUGCAAAAGACAAAAUGGCUGAACAUUGUGAAUGUGUAAUAGCAAGGCGGAGAGGGUUGGAUAUGGGGCUGUGUUUGCUUGUUGUUUAUUAUUUGUUUUAUGGCUGUUGACUGUCAGUGACUAUGUUGUGGUUCCGUAUUGACUAUUAUUUUGGUCUUCAGUUGCUGGUUUUGGGGAUUUAAAAUUUGUUUUUCUUCUUUUGCUUAAUGUGAAUUACGAUUUGAUUAAACUAUUUUGAAGAGGCUACCGGGGAGUAGGCCUACCAGAUAUCUCAAAGGGUUAAUCACCAUAUCAGUUUGUUAAUGUUUUCAAAAAUGCCAGCCAGCAAGAUGUCAGUCGUGUCUUUCAGCAGUGAAGACCGAUGUGUAAUGAAAAACUUGUGCCUUGGGAGCGUUAACUGGACUGAAUCGUUACAAUAAAUAGUACGUACUUUGUUAAACCAAAACUCGUCCCAGCCUCCUUGUACUGUCGACUGAAAGUAAUGCACAAUUCAUUUCUCCAACCACUGUAAGCUGAUAUUUUGUGUCUUUUUUCUUUUUCUUUUUUUAAUAUCGGUUCUAGUGGACGCGAUCUUUUGACUGCCGAUUCUGUAGCAACUGCAGGCUUGCCUACCUUCCAGAAUUUUUAGGGAAAUUUGCGAAUUGCAAUUGUCAUUCUGUACCUUCCCUGGAAUGUCAGUUUCCUGAAAAUCACGAUGUACCCUCCCCCCCCCCCCCCAAAUUUUUUUUUUCCUAGAAAGAUACAGGGAGGGGUCUACAUGGGGCUGCUUCUGUGUUAGAGCUGUGUGUAGUAACUGUACUGUAAGAUUCUCAUCUCUUUUUCAUCUCUCUCUCUCUCUGUCUCUCUCUCUCUCUCUCUCUCUCUCUCUCUCUCUGUUUCUCCACUGGUUUGUUUGAGCUGUUUUUGUGGUGUGGGUGUUUUUUUUAGUAGCUUUAGUAGCCUAUCCAGCGCAAUCAAAAUUCCAGAAUUCACUAUCUCAAAAGUUGGCAAGCCUGCAACUGUCAUUUAACUUUGACUGAAAAAUGACUUGAGCGUUUCUCUUUCUAGUAAGUGAAAAGGAGAAAUGUCAGUGGGUUCGACUCCCUACUGGCAGCUUAGAUAUUUAUAGGUUGGCUUUGGAAGACCACAGUGUUUAAGGUCACGUUUCAUAUAUCUGUCAGUUUUUUACAAUGCGUUUGUCAUGUGUGUGCGUCCAAGCGGAGCGAUUCGUUCCAGGUCAGUGAGCAAACAUUUGCUUAACCCUUUGAGCUCUGAACGUACAGGACCUGUGCAUCUUGUCUUGCCUCAGUGACAGAUGCUAGGUUUACACAUGUGCGUGCUGGGGUGUGUGUUCAGUGUGCUCAGGCGUGCGUGCAUUCAGCGUGUAGAAUGGUAAUGGUAGCUUUUGCAUGUUCCUGUAGGGUUAAAGCUAUUGUGUGGGUGGUUGGCGGGUGCUCUGGUGUAGUUUGCUUCUUCUUUCCUUCCUGUCAAACAUCUAUCGUCCUUAUCUCCCCUUCUUCUUGUUUAUGUUUGUUACUCUCUUGUAACACCUCUAAUCUUCUGUGCUCAUAUGACCGUAUGCAGUUGCGAGUGCUGUAAAACCUCUACUAAAACUAAAAAAGCUGUUGUUUUUAUCAUGGGAAACUUCUAUUCAACUUUGUGUUUAAGUUCUGCAAACCGCUUCAUGUUUGCUUGGGGUCUGAAGGGGUGCUUUUUUUUUUACAUAUAUGUAAAAAAAAAUAUAGAUCUAUGUUUUAUUUCAGAUUGUUACAUAUGUCAUGAGGGGGAUUUAAAUUUUUUAAUUUGUGAUUAUAUUUUUAAUUCUUCCCGACAACUUUUUUAAAAAAGCUACAGUUAACUAUUGGUUAGUAUAUUAGAUGAAAUAAAUUUUGUCCCUUUGUAUUGUUCUCUGUGUAUGUAUUUAUGAUUAAAAUAAACUGGACAUUCAAAUUUAUAUUUAGACCACUUGAUCCCUGGUCAAUUCUAAAUUGUGUGAUGUGACCUUGACCUACUCAACUGUUGGCAAACUUGGUGGAGAUUCACUGACAUUGUUGUACCAAGCAGGUCACGUCUCACUUACUGAUAAAACUUGUGUGUGAUAGCUUUAUAACUGUCCUGGUUUUUUGCCUUUGCGAUAGAGAAGUCAUAUUUUUGUUAUUUUUUCAACAAGUGGGUAAGCAAGUUGUUCAUUCAAUAUAUAAAGAGGAAUGUUUUAGAAUGUUUGCAUAAUGCUGUUCCCUGAAAGAGAGAGUAGUUUAGGAUUGUGGAAUGUUGUUGCUGCUCAUGAAAGAAGCAUAUCGGAGUGUACCCUCUUGUCUGUGGGUGUAUUUUAGGAGUGCUGACAUUUUGUUGUUGCUGCUCAUGAAAGAAGCAUAUCGGAGUGUACCCUCUUGUCUGUGGGUGUAUUUUAGGAGUCUUGACAUUUUGUUGUUGUUCAAACAGGAAUACUGUGGGCAUUUGAUUGUUUCUGCCGUGAUCUAAGCAGGAGAUGCUGUGUGUUCUCUUUUACACCUUGAGAGAAGGUUUUUAUUUAGAUCUGUGUUGUGCUGUGUUAAUGAAUUGUUCCUGGUGUCAGAAUGAGGAUAUUGCCUUUUUUUUGUCUUUGGCCUGUAAAGUUGAACGUCCGUCUAUCAGCCGUGCAGGGCUGCUCAUGUCACAGUGACAGAAGAAGCUACGAUUCACAUCGAGCAGGAUAGAACGAUUGUUAUCUUUUUUGAAAAUUAUCACCUUCUAAAUCAUAAAGAGUUCCCUCGUCCUUCUGUUUCCUAUUUUGUUGUCAAUUUUGGAAUUUAUGUAAGAAUACGUGUACAUUAAUCUGAAUUAAUGAGAUAACAAAUGUUGCACAUUUAUUGCCAAAGGAAAAUCUUGAACUAAAAUGUAUCAGUUUUUCCCUUGCAGGGAUUUUACUAAUAUAUUGAUUUCUGGUCAAAGUGUAUAAA
Aplysia californica (California sea hare) is the source of this 5606-nucleotide messenger RNA. RefSeq names its product glucosamine 6-phosphate N-acetyltransferase. Lineage: Eukaryota; Metazoa; Mollusca; Gastropoda; Aplysiida; Aplysiidae. Gene Ontology annotation, cellular component: endoplasmic reticulum; Golgi apparatus; endoplasmic reticulum-Golgi intermediate compartment. The coding region runs from base 255 to 839 and encodes 194 amino acids. The transcript is spliced from 6 exons. Gene Ontology annotation, biological process: UDP-N-acetylglucosamine biosynthetic process. Gene Ontology annotation, molecular function: glucosamine 6-phosphate N-acetyltransferase activity; monosaccharide binding. The record is from RefSeq and is a predicted model, not a curated record.